GCGAAAUGAGCCUGGUUGAUGUUCUGCAGGCAGUUUAAAUAAGUUUGUUUGCUUAAUAGCGUGCUGGCUGAGUGUCAACAUCUUUUUACCACUUAGUCACAAGGCCAAAUGCUAGACUUCGGGUUUCAUGCUGACAAAUGAUGCAAAUGAAUACCAUUCUCUUCCUGCUACAGUAGAAGAGGAAGAAAAUCAGAUUUCCAGUGAACGUAUUUGCAAUUCUGGAGCAAACAUAAAGUCUCUCCAUGGCUAUACAGUGGGCAAUCAGCUGUCUGAAUACAAGGAAUAUUGGGUCCAGCAAGAACAAAGAAACCACAGCACAGAGCCUGUAAUAGAUGAUUAUAAAAAGAUGGGGACUCUCUUCGGCGGACUGAACAAAAGUCUUAUCAGAAUAGGCUUCACAAGGAUGUACUUUGGAGAACGGAUAGUAGAACCUGUAAUCAUUAUAUUCUUCUGGGUUAUGCUCUGGUUUGUCGGCUUACAAGCUCUCGGACUGGUUGCUAUCCUGUGCCUUGUCAUUAUUUAUGUACAACAGUAAAAUUUUAUAGAUGCCCACUGUUGGAUUCUGUAUUUUAACUCUGUCAAUCCACGGUCUCAGUGGAUAUGGAUGUUUAAGUAAAUGGGUGGCAUAUCAAAAGUUGCAGUGCUUGAAUUGUUUUUUGCUGAACUUUGGAGAUUCGGUGUGAGAGGGACUAAAAUUAUGAAUUUUAAGCAAAGUCGGUAGUCCUGCUAUGUCUUGACAGGGCACACACAUCAAAAGAAAAUAGAUACUCGUCACAUAACUGCGUCCAAAGUAAUGUACCCUUUUCUACACUCUUGGGGCAUUAGUCCCCCUACUGGCAUUUUAUUUCUCCUACACUCCCAAUUCCUGCAGUGUUCUUGUUUUGCAUAGUGAAAAUGUCUUGUCUGGUUUGAAAAGGACGCUUGACGUGAGUGUCCUGUUUCAUUGUUGGGGGACUGUGUGCUGUUUGUUCUUUGAAUCUGCAUAAUUUCCUAGUUUACUGCCAGAAAGCUGGAUUGACAUGAGGGAGGUUUGCUAGGAAACCUCCAGUGCUAAAUGCUCUGAAGUGGAGACAGCUUUGUCACGUAAAAGCACCUGUGCCUAGUACAGUUUAUGGCAAGCUUUCCUCUAGGAAGUAAGGAAUCCAGAAAACUGCUUGUACGCUAAUGCUAGUGGCUUCACUCAAGACUUCAGCUGUUGUUUAGGGUAAGGGAGGAAUCACAAUCCCAAAUGGACUAAUGUAGCUCUGCUUCGGUUUUGGAAAUGUACUUAGCUCCUGCUGCUCUAUUUUUUUCCUUGCUCUUCUCCACAUCCCUCCUCCUAAAGAUAAAUAUUUGGUUAACUUAUGGGCUUUGUAAGUAGUUAUAACUGCAGUCUUGGGAAUUUGCCAAUGCAGACAGUGCUGCUAGAAUACUGUCUGCUUCCUCUGGGCUCUUGCAUGAAGCAUCUGAACAACCAGAUUGAUAAUAGACAGGAGCUGUUAACGCCUUCCUCAUCUGCUGCACUGCAGGCCAAGCACGAACUAGGAACUUGCAUACAUAAGCAGAUCAGUCUUGUUUCCUCCUGCAAGACAAGGUUGUAGUGAAAUCAAGUGGCCAUUUUACUUAGUAGCCUUAACUGACUAAUUUCCAAAAUAGGCAGCAAAAUUAAUUGGAUGUCGUGGGCAAUGCAAACUUGAGAACAGGACUGAAGAAGUGGUGCAAGAUUUUCUCUAGCUCCCUAGGAGCCACACCAAGGGCGUACUGAAUAUUUCAGAGUUGGAUGUGCUCAUUUAAAGGAGAAUAGUAAAAUGAGACGGAAUCUUUACUAAAUAGGCUACCAAUCUAUGGUUUGCUGUAUAUUACUUUUAGUAAUGAAUUUGACUGCAAAUUUGACCUCAGAAUGGAACUCUGUUUAUUUACAGGUGUAACAUAACAUAAAAAAUUUACAGAAAAACUAUUUAAGCUUUUGCAAUGAUUUUUUUUUUCUAAACGAUUUUAUAUUAGCGGCAAUCAACAACAGAUAGUGUUUUCAACUACAAGCUGAGUCUUAUCCAAAGACCUUUGAAAUUAAGUGUAGUCCAGUUGUGGUUCCUGUGUCACAACUGGAUUUGCAGAGCAAAUUUUAUGCCAACGCCAUGGAUCGUGUUGCUUGCUGGGCUAUAUUUCCACAGCCCUCGACCCCAGUCCUUACAGACUUUUCUAUUAGAGAACUGAUGGCUCUUUAGUGCAGUGAACACAAAGGCUUAGCUCAGGCACCUCUAACUUGGGAGCCACAUGCAUACAUACUGUGGCCCACCCCCUGCCACUCUGCCAGGAAAAUCUCAGCUUUUCUAAUGAGAAGUUCCGCUGUGAGGAGCCCCUGUCCAAAUGUUCAGAUGACCUUUGCUGCGAGUGGAUCCGGGAGGCUCUGGUGAACCAGUGGGGCAGCGUGGAUGUGGGACAGAGGCCCAGGGUGUGUCUGAAUGGCGACCUGUGUUGGCUGGCAGCUGGUUAAAUAGUCACGCCGGUAGCAGGGAAGUGUUUUGCAACAGGAGGUGUUCCUGCAUACAGGGCUUUGUUGCUCGCAGCUGGAAUUCCAAAAGCAAACAGCAAACACAUGCUGGUGGCAGGAAGCUCUUUACUCAAGUGCCUACGGUAAACUUUGUCUUUUGUUUCGAUCCCUUGGAAAGCAGAGCACCUGUUUAUACUGUUGCGUGUUUAUAUAGCUAUACCGGUAGGUUUGAGUGUAUUCUUUUCCUCCGUAAGGGCUGUAUUACAAAAGCAUUCUGUCAUUUAAAAACAAGAUCCUUCCUUUCUUCCUGUGAUCAAACUAUUGUUCAGAGAAACUCAUCCAGUUCCUUUUGUCUUGUGGGGAAAAGUGUCAGUGUGAUAUCCUCAUUGCAGUGGUACUUGUGUGAAGACUGUAUUAUGACCCAGCAUGUAGGGUUUUUUCUUGACACGGUGAUUUUAGUCUGUGCAGGGAACCGGGAACAAUGAAUCGAGGGUGUGACUGACAAGCUAAGGAAGCUGUUUAUAUGCAUGUAACCUUCUAUUAUGUGUAUAACUAUGACUGUUUCAUUCAUGAAGUCAUUUAAGUUUCUCUUUUGAAGUUCAUGUCUCUAUAUUUGUAAUGUAUGGACUAAUGUAUGUUUUUGGACUAAGGUUGCGUACUGUGAAUGUUUGGUAUUGUUUCUCUUAAGGAUGACUACUCACAUCUUGUCCUUCACGGAUGUUUUAAAAUAUUUUAAAACCCAAAAGAAUAUAUCUCUUAAUGGAGUUGACUGAAAGCAAAGGGGGAAAAACAGUCCUGUCUGUAAAAUACCCCCUCACUUUCACUCUUGUGGUUUCAUACAUUCCAUUGUAUAUAAGAAUUUGCAUAGUUUUUCGUUUGGCUUUUUUUUUUUUUUAUGAUUGCUAAAUAAUCUCCAUGCUGUUUGUGGGAAAGGAAAGAGGACAUAAGGAAUAAAGGACUGAGAUAUAAUCAGAUCCAGAGAAUGGAAAAUGGAACACUCUGAAGUAGUGCUUAAAUGCAGGUAUGUCCAACCCAUAGCCAGCACAUGGCCAGGCCCAGCCUGUCCUGUGGCUGCCUCUGCCCUGCCAUCAUGGUGGUGGCUUUGCCCUGUUGAGUAGCCUGGGCACGUACCUGUAACUCAGCAACAGCCAAACAUUGCUGUGUGAUCGGCACUGUCUGGGCUAAUACCAGGCAGGGGGAAGCACAGUGCAGUGCCGACUCAGAUGAUGGCAAAUGAGUUUAUGCAUUGCAAUACAUUGGCUAAACGCAGUCCUGUGAACAGUGAAAGAUAUGUGGCUGUGCUUUCUGUUGUGAUAAAGACAUCUGAGAUAUAACACUGCAAUCAGAGACUCCACUCAAAAACCUGAUUAUGUCUCUUUACCAGACUUACGUAAGUUUGAGAAAAAUACCCCUCACUUGACGAUCACACCUUAUUCGUGUCAUCACAUUUGGCAGUACAUACAUUUGUGAACAACUUUUCAAGAACAAAGGGCAGGAAGAGUAAAAUUCCAUCAAAAAUCCAUGGCAAACACCCUGGAAGCUCACCAGGAAUUGCAGCCACUGCCAUCGAACCAGCCUGACACAUUAGUUUUACAAACACAGGGUCAAAUAUCCCCCUCACUACUUUGUGAUUUUGUUGCCCUCUUUUUUGUGUUUUAAUUAAAAAAAAAAUAAUAAUAAUAAAAAAUAAAUUUAAGUUUAGUUACAAAUAUUAAUUCAUAUAUUUUAUAUGCAGCCCAAGAUAACUCUUCUUCACUCAGUUCAGUCCAGGCAAGCCAAAAAGUUGUAUGUAUGUAUUAUAAGUGUUAAAAUAAAUCUUAAGUGUGAAUUUGUGCCAAGAAGAGGGGGAAAUGGGUAAACAGUCCUUGCAUUGUGUUCUUCCUACCAUCCAAUUUUAGUUCCAAGGCAUCAGGAGCACCAGGCAUUCCCAGUGUAUCUCCAGUUAAAAAGCAAAAGGUUAAUUUAAUUCAAGAAAAGGACAAAAAAUAUAGACAAUGUUGCUUUUGUCUAUAUACUUAUAAUGGAUAGUGUUGUUUAUAUUGGUAUAUAUGGUUAUUAGAACUGAAAGCACCUUGAUGCAUCUGUGUGUAGGACUGUGUGAAGGAAAGAUGUCCCCUCAGACUGCAGUAAGCAACCUGAUGUAAUUCCUGUUGGUCAGUGCAACAUCUCAAAAGCUUUUACAUAACCUCUGUUUUUUAAAGGAUGGACUCGUUGGUACUUUUUCACACCUGAUGCCUGAAUGUCGAACUACUGUGUUCAGAGAAGAAACGCUACACAGCAGAAUGUUGGAGAACCGUGUUUGCACUGAAGAAUCAUUGCAUUGAAACUGUCUGUUUUAAAAAGUAAAAAAAUCACAUUUCUUAACAUCUCUGUAUUAAGUGAAUCCUGUGGAAAGCACUUUGUUAUUCUUUGUAAUAAAAAAGUAUUGUCAUCAGUGAGAA
This is a messenger RNA of Coturnix japonica (Japanese quail), 4911 nucleotides long. Lineage: Eukaryota; Metazoa; Chordata; Aves; Galliformes; Phasianidae. The record is from RefSeq and is a predicted model, not a curated record.